Messenger RNA from Arabis nemorensis, 612 nucleotides. NCBI's taxonomy places the organism in Eukaryota, Viridiplantae, Streptophyta, Magnoliopsida, Brassicales, Brassicaceae. The record is from the annotation of a GenBank genome assembly.
AUGUCGAAGAUUCCUGUUAUAACCGUCGUGGUGGUUGCAUUAAUCGCGGUGUUAGCUUUGCCGGUUCGCAGCCAGCAACAACCACUUAGCCAAUGCACACCGUCUAUGAUGACCACGGUGAGUCCUUGUAUGGGCUUCUUAACCAACAGUAGCAGCAACGGAACUUCGCCGUCGUCUGAUUGUUGUAACUCGCUGAGGUCAUUGACCACCGGAGGAAUGGGAUGUCUUUGUCUUAUUGUCACCGGAACUGUUCCUUUUAAUAUUCCGGUUAACCGUACAACCGCCGUAUCUCUUCCACGUGCUUGUAACAUGCCUAGAGUCCCACUUCAAUGCAAAGCCAAUAUUGCUCCAGCUGCUGCUCCUGGACCUGCUGGUACAUUUGGACCGGCGAUGUCUCCAGGGCCAGCGACAACUCCAAUUGUUCCAGAGCCAACUCCGGCAGCUGAGACACCGCAGUCCGAUGCAACCCGACCUUUUACACCAACCGCCGGUGGUGGAGCUCCAACUUCUGACGAUGGAGGAAGCAGCAGUCUCACUCCUUCAUCCGCCUAUGCCCUCUCACCAUCUCUUCUCUUCUUUAGCAUUGGCCUCGCAGCUCUCAAGUUCUUCUGA